AUGUGUCGAUUUUUGGUAUACAAGGGCAGAAAUGACAUCCUUCUAAGCAAACUUAUAACUGAGCCCAGUCACUCUAUCCUAACCCAGUCUUAUGAUUGCCGAUUGAGACUGGACACACGGCGUCCGGUAAACGGAGAUGGUUUUGGCGUCGGAUUCUAUACUUCCCCGGAGCUCGGUCCGGAUCCCUGCAUUUUCACCUCUACCCUUCCCGCAUGGAACUGUGACAACCUCGAGCGGAUUGCGUCUAAAACAUGCUCUUCACUUGUAUUCGCCCAUGUCCGAGCAACAACAGAAGGUUCCCUAGCAGAGAACAACUGUCACCCGUUCCAACACAACACACUCAUGUGGAUGCAUAAUGGGAACCUGGGAGGAUGGUACCAUAUAAAACGACCGCUUGGCGACUCGCUAGCUAACAAGUGGUAUCUGGGCGUUAAGGGAGGAACCGAUAGCGAGUGGGCGUUUGCUCUCUUCUUAGAUCUGAUGGAAAAGGAAGGAGUUGAUCCCAGCUCAGCGCCAGAGGGGGGAUUCGGCCCUGAACUGUUGAGAGGAGUGAUGACUAAAACGAUCAGGAAGAUUAACGAGUUCAUUGCUGCUAUUCCGAAGGAAUGUGCUAUGACUGACCUUGAGGUUAGAAGUCUCCUCAACUUUGCGGUAACAGAUGGGCAUUCUGUCAUCUGUACCCGGUAUGUGAGCAGCAAAACGGAUGAGGCAGCUAGCUUGUAUUUUUCGUCUGGAACAAAAUGGAAAGAAGGCAAAGUCAAAGGCGAUUUCAAGAUGGAACGGCACGACAAGGGGGCUGAUAUAGUCCUUGUUGCCAGCGAACCACUCACGUUCGAGAGGCCCCACUCUGACCUUGUUAAAAAUCUAGAUAACUGGGUUACUGUACCAACAAACUCCAUCCUUACCAUUCAUAAGCAAAAGGUUCUCAUACACCCCAUCAUUGAUGAGUUUUAUGACGGGGACCCAAAUCACGAUAGAUCAUCCGGGUUUGCCGUCUCAAAGGGUCUAGUGAGCAAAGCUCCUGGAACCACUGUUGCCCCUGAAGGCGAGGCUGCUCUCAGGUCCAAUGGAAUAACCAAGACUAGCAUUUCGGCAUGCGCGGCAAGAAGAGAGCUGGACAGUCCGAGCCUAGAGAUGCACCGGAGUACCAACGGGAUCGCCCUUCCUUCUUAG
This is a messenger RNA of Microsporum canis CBS 113480, 1173 nucleotides long. Its product is annotated as Dug3p. The coding region runs from base 1 to 1173 and encodes 390 amino acids. NCBI's taxonomy places the organism in Eukaryota, Fungi, Ascomycota, Eurotiomycetes, Onygenales, Arthrodermataceae. The record is from RefSeq and is a predicted model, not a curated record. The transcript is spliced from 4 exons.